AUGGUCGCGAUCACGCAGCCGCUCUCCUCACCGACUCUAUCCGCUAGAGGUCGCAACUACCUCAUCACUGGCGGGACACAAGGCCUCGGCUUCGAGAUUGCGACCCAGCUGAAGGCCUGCGGCGCCGCCAAGGUGGCAGUCAUCGCCCGCAACGCCGAGAGGGGCACAAAGGCGGUCGAGCGGCUUCAAGCUGCCGCUGGAGUGCAAGAGCCCUUUGAAGCGUUUUUCGUCGAGGCGGACCUCUCCGACGCCACCGGUCCUGGCAAGGCGGUGGCUUUGGCGCUCGCCGCGAUGGGGGCCAUCGACGGAGUGGUGAAUGCUGCAGCGACGACAGCUCGUGGCAACCUGGCCUCGACGACCGCCGAGGACUGGGACGCGAUGAUGGCGUGCAACGCGCGAGCACCAUUCCUCAUCACGCAGGCUGCGACGCGGCACAUGAUUGAAAAAGGCAUCCGCGGCUCCAUCGUCAACAUCUCGUCGGUGGCGGGCAAGGGCGGCGCGCCGUUCCUGAUGGCAUACUCGGUCUCCAAGGCGGCCGCGUCCGCACUCACGCGCAACAACGCGGCGGAGCUCGCACCGCACGGCAUCCGGGUAAACUGCGUCGAAAUGGGCUGGUGCGCGACGGACAACGAGGACGCCCUGCAGCGCAGCGUCAAGGGCGAUGACUGGCUGCAGCAGGCGGACGCCUCUCAGCCGCUGGGCCGCAUCCUCCGGCCGGCGGAUGUCGCGGCGACGGUCUGCUUCCUCCUGAGUGACGCGUCGCUCAUGAUGACUGGAAAUGUGGUCGAUCUUCACCCGGAGUACUCGAGCGGGAUGAUCUCCCGCCUCGCGGACGAGGCCGCGGGCGGGCGUUAG
Messenger RNA from Emiliania huxleyi CCMP1516, 855 nucleotides. RefSeq lists its product as hypothetical. The transcript has a single exon. The record is from RefSeq and is a predicted model, not a curated record. Gene Ontology annotation, molecular function: oxidoreductase activity, acting on the CH-OH group of donors, NAD or NADP as acceptor. Bases 1 to 855 code for a protein of 284 amino acids. NCBI's taxonomy places the organism in Eukaryota, Haptophyta, Isochrysidales, Noelaerhabdaceae.